Molecule: messenger RNA, 2442 nt
Organism: Gadus morhua (Atlantic cod)
Lineage: Eukaryota; Metazoa; Chordata; Actinopteri; Gadiformes; Gadidae
Gene: catip
Product: ciliogenesis associated TTC17 interacting protein
Exons: 11
Coding region: 332-2278 (648 amino acids)
Biological process (GO): cilium organization; proteolysis; actin filament polymerization
Molecular function (GO): cysteine-type endopeptidase activity
Source: RefSeq, a predicted model, not a curated record
CACACAUUUCCAUCUCCCUCUCACCAAAAAUGGGAAACUUGAAACUACCAGCUGUUUUAUGCCCAUUUACUCUACUGUUCGAGGUCAUGUCCCUUCUCCCGGGACAUGACCUCGAAAAAAACAAAACAUAGUUCUGCAAUAUAAUUUGGUUGAAUGUAAAUCAUUGUGAUUGUGUAUGUCAUUAAUUGAAGGAGCUGGAUCAUUUUUCUUGACUAUAUUAGAUAGAAGGGAAGCAGGGGCAUUUAAGAGGAGGAGCAUUUAAGAGGAGUAGCAUAACAACGUAACCUCUCCGCUCUCUUUAAGUUUCAUUUUCUCUCCCUGAGCUUCAAGAAUGGCACACAAUAACGCCAUUCUACGGAACAAGACAAUCAUUCAAGAAAUUCUAUCCGCAGAUCCCCAAUUCAUACUCGACAAAGUGAUAGAGAAAAAACUGAUAACCGGCCGCGAAUACACAAAACUGAACUCCAUCAGUAAGGGGGACGCAGAGGAUCUCGUUAUCAAGCUCGUGGACACGCUCAACAACAAAGGAGUCCAAAGACAAUCAGAGUUCAUUGGUGUUCUACAGGAUGAGAUCGUCCUAGAAACGUAUCCCAGGCUUAAAGACGUGGAAUGGGGAGACAGUGGAUCUACCGCCUCAUCGAGCAGUUUAAAACGCUCCGCUGAGAGGAGUUUGAGUAAAGAAAGCCUGGCCGACGUGUUCAGCUGGCUUGGCUUCCAGGUGCUGAUGUGUAAGGACCAAACGGCGAGUGACAUGGCCCAGGUCACGAAGCUGCUGGCGGACCCGGAGGACCUGGCGGCGCUGCAGAAGUGCAAGCUGGAGGAGUGGUCCGGCGGCAGGUUCACCCCACUGAGGGGGCUCCCGCAGCACGGCGACGCCUUCGUCUGCUGCGUCCUGAGUCACGGUGCAGAGAAGGUGGUCUUGGGCGUCGACGGCAAGAAACGGCCCAUCAGCGACAUCACCUCGGCUUUCAAUGGAGAGCACUGCUCGGCUCUGCGUGGGAAGCCCAAGGUGUUCUUCAUCCAGGCCUGCCAGGGGCAUAGUCUCCAGCCAGGAUAUGUGGCAGAUGACCUAACUUUUGAGAUGCAAGAGCAGGACACCCCCCAGCUGGUCUUCAUCCCGGCGGAGGCUGAUUUCCUGGUUGCCAUGGCCACGGUUGAGAAGUACCAAGCAUACAGACACACAGUAAACGGCAGCUGGUUCAUCCAGUCUCUGUGUAAGCAGCUCAAGGCGGGAUGCCGCAGGGGUGAAGAUAUCAUGCAGAUCCUUUACCGCGUAAACGAUGACGUUAGCCAGAAAGAAAUCCCUGGAAUGUGUGAGCCAUCCGAGCUGCAGAAAUGUCUGUUUUCCGACUCGCUGGUGACGGUGUCAGAGGGAGGCAGAGACCUAGGCGAGUUCAGCCUAACGGUGGACUUUGCCAGCCGAGGCCCGCAGCCCUGUUUACUGUUGCGCGCCGUAAGCAGAGGAACCAUCGACGGCACCCCUUGCGGAACAAGAGUGACAGCCUACAUCUCUGCUGCCAUGGAGACGCUGGAAGAGGACCUCCAUGAAUAUGUCCAGCUGCCCGACCACAAGAUGGAGAGGAGGUGUCACAUGGUGCAGCGCGACGACAGGAUGAUGGUGGACAGGAUCACCACUGCAGGGGAGGAGGUGACGCGGCAGAGCGACAGCUACUGCCUGUCUGCUGUAAGAGGGCUGCUGAGCGAGGGCUCCAGCAUGCUGCUGAUGCGUGUGAUGGCACUGAGGAGGGCUGUGCCAGAGACCCUGACCCUCCCCUCCCUCCACCAGGGACCACAGCUCAGACAAACCACCUUCAGGUCACUAGGGCUGAAGCAUCUGGCGGUGGGGCCAGAGACAUUGGAGGUGUUUGGUGUGGAGCGGGCGGUCGAGGCUCCCGGGGAGGUCCCCGCUCUCUGGCGCUGCUUCUUCCUGGCCGAUGGGCACCUGGCCAGCAGGGAGCAGGUGGGGUCACCUGUUACCAUGAGGCUUCUGCAACUCCCCCCACAGCUUGAAAAGGAUGCAGAGAAUGACAAGCCAUCCUUUGGGAAGACACCUCUGGUCUGGGAGGAGGACAUGGAGAUGCAUUCCAUGUUCCUUGACAGAAAGGAGGAACUCAUGGCGGACCACGCCUCAUACCUUCGACAGCAUCCGGAGCUGCGACACCUGCUGGCUGACUUUCUGCAGUUCCUGUUGAUACGGAAACCGGACAACGUCGUACAUUUUGCGAAAGAGUACUUCCUCCCUUUCGGCUCACAGUGUAGUCCAGAAACCAAAUCAUAAUUUAGACCUCAUUCACUCCUGAGGAAAUAUACAGAAUCUGGGUGCUAGACUUGGUAGUGUCUUGUCAAUCCCGUAGUAUAAAAAAUAAUAAUUUUAGCAUCCCUUAUAUAUUUUGGAUUUCCUGUGCACUGUAGUUGUGUUUUAAUAAAGUUGAAUGUUUUGAA